This is a messenger RNA of Lotus japonicus, 2641 nucleotides long. Its product is annotated as polygalacturonase 1 beta-like protein 3. The record is from RefSeq and is a predicted model, not a curated record. Bases 215 to 2137 code for a protein of 640 amino acids. Lineage: Eukaryota; Viridiplantae; Streptophyta; Magnoliopsida; Fabales; Fabaceae. The transcript has 2 exons.
AGGGUUAUAAUAUGCUUUCCACGUCCAAUUUGAUUUUAACAUGUUCUGACACUCAUUCAAUAAAUAGAAAGAGAGUGAAUUGAAAACUUUCGCACUUCUCUAUAUUUAAUUAGCCUUCCCUUUCAAGUGAUCGAUUGUCCCUGUGUUUUUCAGUUUUUCUUCUAUAUAUCACUCUUUCUCUCCAUCAGGUACACAACAAGCUCAGCAAUUCAAAAUGAAGAUUCACUUCUUCUGCCUUCUAUUGUCACUCUCAUCUUUCCAUGUUUCUCUAGCAAUAACCACUAUCAGCAAAGGAACCCCACAACAAACACAAGAAAAUUCCAAGCAGAUAGUAAACCCUUUCAGCCCCAAAGCCUCUCUCAUUCGUUACUGGAACAAACACAUCUCCAACAAGCAGACAAUUCCUCAUUUUCUUCUCUCUAAAGCUUCCACUCUCACUCCACAACAAUAUGCAACUCUCAUGAACCUCCUCAACCAAAAACAACAUAAACCCUUCUUCUCUUAUAAGGAGCUUCACAACUCCCUAUGCACCACACCAAACUUAUUAUGUUCCUUCGACGAGGACCAAAACCAAAAUGACUCAAACAUUACCAAAGCCGGCCGCGGUGACGCCGACUUCACCAUCUAUUCCAACAAACGCUUCUCCAACUACGGCUCCUCCCGAGCCGGCGGGUUCAACACGUUCAAGAACUACUCGAACGGGCUGAACACCAACCGCGACUCGUUCAAAAUUUACAGCGCCGCCACAACCCGCCACGGCGACCAGUUCAAAAGCUACGCCGAGAACGGCAACAUUGCCAACGCCAACUUCACCAGCUACGGCGCCGGCGCCACCUCCGGUUCCGGCGACUUCGCCAGCUACGACAAGCUCGUCAACGUCCCCAACCUCGGCUUCACCACCUACUACUCCGCCGCCGCAAAUCACAAGCUCUCGUUCUCCAGCUACGGCAACGAAACAAACUCCGGCUCACAAUCAUUCACCAGCUACGGCAAACGCGUCCGCGGCGGAACCAGCGAUUUCACAAACUACGCCGCCGGAUCCAACAUUCUGCAAUCCUCAUUCACCGGUUACUCUGAGUUAGGAUCCGGAAAAACGAACGAUUCGUUCAGAUCCUACAGUUUCAACGGCAACAACCCCCGCAACAGCUUCAAAAGCUACGGCACCGGAUCCACCUCCGCCACCGACACAUUCGUCAGCUACCGGAACCGCGCCAACGUCGGCGACGACACGUUCCAGAGCUACGCCGGGAAAUCAAGCUCCGGCGCCGCCACGUUUGUGAACUACGGCCAGUCGUUCAACGUCGGAAACGACACAUUCACCGAGUACGGGAAAGGCUCUUCCGGUAAGACCGUGUUUGGGUUCAAGAUUUACGGGUUGGGACGCGCGUUCAUAGGGUACAACAAGCAAGGCGCGUCGUUUUCUGCGUACAGCAAUUUCAGCGUGACCAGUGGCAGAGUUGUAAAUAGAUGGGUUGAGCCGGGUAAAUUCUUUAGGGAGUCGAUGUUAAAAGAAGGGAAUGUGAUAGUUAUGCCAGAUAUUGAGGAUAAAAUGCCUCAAAGGUCGUUUUUACCCCUGGCAGUUACGUCAAAAUUGCCGUUUUCGUUGUUGAGGCUCGGAGAAAUGAGGGAGAUUUUCCACUCGAGGGAGGGAUCCGCAAGUGAGCGCGUGAUUGUUAAUGCGCUGGCGGAAUGCGAGAGGUUGCCGAGCCGUGGCGAGACAAAGCGGUGUGUUGGGUCGCUAGAGGAGAUGGUGGAGUUUGUUGUCUUGGUGGUGGGUCGCAAUGCGGUUGCGAGAGCCACCGAGAAUGUGAAGGGUUCGAGGAAGAACGUGAUGAUUGGGAGGGUUUAUGGUGUGGAUGGUGGAAAAGUGACGAAGUCAGUUUCGUGUCACCAGAGUUUGUACCCUUACUUGCUGUAUUAUUGUCACUCUGUCCCCCAAGUGAGAGUUUAUGAAGCUGAAAUUCUUGACGUGGACACCAAGUUGAAGAUUAAUCAUGGGGUUGCCAUUUGUCACCUGGACACGUCAGCGUGGGGCCCAGAACAUGGAGCUUUCGUGGCACUUGGGGCUGGACCCGGGAAAAUUGAGGUGUGCCACUGGAUUUUCCAAAACGACAUGACGUGGACCACUGCCGAGUGAGAAGAAACGAAGGUUUUUGUUUACCGUUAGUAGCAGCAGCACACGUUAGAGAAUUGAAUGAUCUAAUAGAGUGAAACUGAGACCACAUUUGUGUUGUUUUUAGUGGUUUGGAAUUUGGACUCUUGUGCGGUCAUGCCUCAUGAUCGUGACAUUUUUUUUUGUUAUUUAAUAAUUUGUUGUGCCUUUGAGAAAUCUAAAAUGUUUGUUUGAUAGUGACUAGUAUGUUCGUUUUGGACACGCCUUUUUUUUUAAUGUAAUAGUGUAUAUUAAAAGACGUGAAUUGGCAUUCAGGUGACAAAUUAAGUGGAGAGGUCAAGAGAAUCUGUGGAGGGCUUUCCCCUUUAUGGGACUGCAUUAGAGAAUGAUUUCAAGGUUCUGAUGAUGGGAUGAUGGUGCCAUGGUGGUAUGGUGUUGAAUGUUGUAUUGUUACUGUAUGACUUGGCUUUCUGUUUGGAUUUUUUUUUAUAAGCAAGUGAAAUAUAUUGAAGAGAAGUACAAGGGGUA